This is a messenger RNA of Tuber aestivum (summer truffle), 380 nucleotides long. NCBI's taxonomy places the organism in Eukaryota, Fungi, Ascomycota, Pezizomycetes, Pezizales, Tuberaceae. The record is from the annotation of a GenBank genome assembly.
UGCAAAAGUGGGGCCCAUAACCGAGUCGCACUCCAUGGGUUGGGGGGUUGUGGGUAUGUAUUUGGUAUUCCCUUGUACUAGUACGAGGUUUACUAAUGUCGCUUAGAAAAACCCAGAUUGCUCUAGAAUACGUUUGCCGGCGUACCAGUGAAGGCCAUUGUAAUGUUUUCUGGGUACAGGGAAGUGGGAUAUCGAAAUUUACAGAGGGUUUCAAGGCUAUUGGACAGCAUGUUCGAAUUCCUCUAGCGAGCACUGAGAAAGACGAAGAGGAACUGCUCCGGCAUACAAGGACAUGGUUCGAAGGCCCUGAUAGUGGCGACUGGAUCCUAGUUAUCGACAAUGCCGACAAUGACGCAGACUUUGUCGGAAACACCAGCCCC